Molecule: messenger RNA, 1821 nt
Organism: Eutrema salsugineum
Lineage: Eukaryota; Viridiplantae; Streptophyta; Magnoliopsida; Brassicales; Brassicaceae
Exons: 3
Coding region: 1-1821 (606 amino acids)
Molecular function (GO): zinc ion binding
Source: RefSeq, a predicted model, not a curated record
AUGGCUCAAAUUCCAGUUGUGUACGGUGAGUGGAAGUUUAAGGAGAAUUCAUGGCAUUUUGUUGUUGACAUUGGCAAAGGUGGAAGAAUGUGGUUUUUGAACGAUGGUUGCACCUUUGGGCAGCUUACUGAAAUGGCGCGAGAUGAUUAUAACUUGGGCAAGAGGACUGAGAUCAUCGAGUUAACCUACGCACUACCAGUCUCAAUGUUGCAAAAUAUGGCUCCAGAUACACCUCCAAUGCAUGUCACCAAUGAUAGACAAGUUUCAAGCUUGAUUGCGUUAAGCAGAGUACAUUUGUUACACCUUUGUGUGUCCUGUCGAGUGGAGAUGGAUACUGAGGAGAACCAGGAACGAUCAGAUGAAGAGUUUGGUGAAGAUGUUGAGGAAAAUUCAGAACAUUCAACCGAUGAUGAGGCAGACAGUUCUGAUGUGAACGACGAUGGAGAAGAUGUCGACGAUGCAGCUUACUCUGACGGAGAAGAUUACAGUGUCUACGGAAAAGUGAAAGAUGAAGAUGAUGAUGAAGAUGAAGUCUGUAUUGAAAAGGUCAGAACCCGAUAUGGUGAAACAGGGAGCACGCCCAUGUCAUGGUCUGAUAAUAUAUAUGUUGGGGCAAGUUUCUCUACAAAAGAGAAGCUGUUAUCAGAGGUUAGACUGACUGCCAUAAUGUUAAAAUUUGCUUUUAAAACACAGAAGUCUACCAAGAACCUGUUUGUGGCUAAAUGUCGAGUGGAAGGAUGUGCAUGGAUGGUUAGAGCGAGCGUGAAGAAUGAUGCAUCCACUUUUUGGGUGACAAAAUAUGUGAAAGACCACACAUGUUCAAUAGCCCAUCGAAUGGCUCACCGUGGGAAGUCUACUCCUAAGUAUAUUGGCCAGCUGUUUAUAAGCUAUUUCGGCAUAAUUGAUGGACUUACACCAGAACAUGUCAGGGUUUCAAUGAAGCAUAUGUUUGGCAUCAGGAUGGAUUACACUACCUCUUACAGAUCUUUGAUAUAUGCCCAACAAUUGGUCAGAGGAACAGCUGAAGAUGGAUAUGCGAGUCUCCCAGCUUACCUACAUUCAGUGAACAAAGCCAAUCCGGGAACUGUAUCAGCUCUUCAUGUAGAUUCGAAUAACAAAUUCAAAUAUCUAUUUCUCGCAUUUGGAGCAUCGAUUGCUGGUUUCCAGUACAUGAGAAGAGUUAUUGUGGUUGAUGGCUGUCAUCUAACAGGGAAAUACGAGGAUGGUUAUCCUUUGGUGAUAGUUUCUGACAGACAUAUUUCUAUUAAGAAAGCUUGUGAAACUAUUUUCCCAUGGGCAAAACGAGGGAUCUGCUACUACCAUCUACAACAUAACAUAGUAACAAAGUUUAGGGGGAAGCAGCUGUUGUACUUGGUUAAACGUGUGGCUUAUGCUUACAACCUCUAUGACUACAACCGGUACAUGGCGGAGCUGAGACAGAUCAAGCCUGACCUUGCUGACUAUUUGGAAGAAGCCGAUGUCUCUCUUUGGUCCCGAGUUCAUUUUGUUGGAGACAUAUACAAUAUUAAGACUAGCAAUGUCGCAGAAGAGGAUGCUUUGAGUCUCACAACACAUAAUACUCGGGGAGUGGAGUAUUUGCUGGCGAUUCGUGGACAUUAUGCAGAUGCAAUGGAGGUGGACCGAAUUGACACUUGGAGAUACUAUGUGAAAGGAGGAACCAGGAAUUGUAUUAUUGAUUUGGAACAUGGAAUGUGUGAAUGUGGUGUGUUUUAUAUCGAGAAGAUCCCAUGUUCACAUGCUAUUGCAGCUGCAUUAGCCGGUGGUGUAGCUGUGGAUUCCCUUGUAUGUCCGACUUACUAA